Molecule: messenger RNA, 2295 nt
Organism: Puntigrus tetrazona (Sumatra barb)
Lineage: Eukaryota; Metazoa; Chordata; Actinopteri; Cypriniformes; Cyprinidae
Exons: 4
Coding region: 161-661 (166 amino acids)
Source: RefSeq, a predicted model, not a curated record
GGUGGGAACAGGUUGAGGGAAGGAUUUUGGCCCGUGGUAUAUUGCUAUAAGACAGCAGACACACUUACGUUUCUUCACUUGAACCACAAUAACAAGGAUUAUUUCAUGCUCUCAUCUCUCCGCUGACCACUGGAACAAAGCUCCAGCGCAGGAACCGAGGAUGAGGACGAAGAUGAGGAGCGCUCUGAACCUGCUGUCUCUGGUCUGUCUGUGUGCCGCGCAAAAGAAAUGGACCCAGGACACGUCCGAGUGGGACCACCGAGACAAACCAAACAGCAGGAGCUGCUCAAACCUGACGCAGGUGCUGGACAAUUGGAAAUACGCCAUCAUGUACCAGGUGAAGGACAUGCUGGUCAACGAUCACGCGUCCAUCUUACCAGAAUACGUCAGGAUCCAGCCUCUCUCAGAUGCGGUGGGAGACCUUUAUACGCAGUUCAACACUCUUAAGGAGAACCUGGCGAAGUUGACCAACAAGUUUGACAAGAUAGAAAGCUUUGUGGAUGAGAUCCAAGCGGGAAAGUUUCCCAGGCCAAAGCUCUCGGUGCCGCCAAGACUCCCGGUCCGGAGAAUCCCGCUACAGGUGCCAGCGAAAAACCCUGCAAAAGUCCCAGGUAGAUCCGUGUGGGCUCAGAGGAGAGCCAGGAGAGGUCCUGGUACCUAACAGACUACAGUAAGCCUGGAGAAGCAGCUGAUCGGCUUAUACGGGAUCUGGAGACAUAAUCAUGAUGCUUUUCUAAUAGUAGCCUGCUUAAACCAGAGCUAAGCUGGUCGUGUUUAAGGAAAUGGUUCACCCAAUAAUAAACAACAGCGAAAAAUGUACUCCCUCUUAGGCCACCAAAAAUGUUUUUCUUUAUCGAAACCUGUUUGGAGGUUUCAGGUUUCAGUGGUUCUUUUGCAGUGAAUGGGUGCCGUCAGAGUCCAAACUGAAAACACUACAGCAGUCCACAAGUAACAUCACUCCAAUUCUGUCUGAGACGUAGUCUAACGUGCUAAUGCUUCUUUAAAGCCGUUAAAGCUGCCUGUUUGUAAAAAAAAAACAACAAGAACGAAAAAACGCUGGCUACCGGCUAACAUACAAGUCCUCUGUGGUGGAUUUGUUUCUUAUGAACAUGCAUUUUUUCACUUCAUGAGAUGUUAACUGACGGACUGGACUGGAGUGGUGUGGGUUAUUGCGAUAUCGGCGUCUUUUACACUGACGGCACCCAUUCACUGCAAGGAAUAAUCGCAAGUAAUGUAAAUUUAUCCAAAUCUGUACCGAUGACGACGUAAAUCCAUCUUAGAUGGCCUGAGGGCACGUACACUCACUGCAGAUUUAAAUUUUUGGUGUGACCGAUUCUUUUAAUAUAGACCACAUUUUGGGAUUUUUUAUAUUACAAAAUAUUACAGACUUGCAUAAACGUCACAAACUGACUGUAUGGGACGCACUGCUUUUAAAAAGUAACAAUGGGUUAUUUGUACAGUAUUAAGGAGUUUGGCAUUUCUCUAUGCACAAAUGAUUUAGAAGUAGUAACAAAAAUGUAUAUCAGAUAAUACUACAUUUAUCUUUCGAUAUUAGAGGUACGAUGGUGGUGAAUAUGUGGACAUUUUGAGUUUAAAAAGUUCUUGUAUGUAUGGAUUGGUGUAUUAAAUGUUGAAAUGGUUACUUUUUUUUUCACAAGAGCCUAUAAUGUGCAUGUAAAUACUGUAAACAUGGAUCUUUAUUGCAAUUUGCCACAAGUAGCAUUUUGUUUAUCAAGACACAUUAAUCAAAUGCAACUCUGAUAAUAAGCAUAUAAGUGCAUCUGCCUGCUGUGUGCUACUAUAAACUACAUCAAAAUCAAUAAAUAACAGACAACAAUUACUAUUACUGUGGUUUUAAAACAACAACAACAUAUAUUUCUGACAUAUUUCUCACGGAAAGCGUCAGAGGUCUGAACAUCUGAAUGCGUUUAUUGCAUUUGUUGAGUUUCUGCCUUAAUGUGAACAUGAAUAUAUCAUCUGGCUUUCGCGAAACAGAUGUGCCGGAUGAAAGAAACCACCGUUCAUUCUUUGCACGAGUGUUUCUUAUAUAAGAUGCUGUAACUAGCGAAACACUAUCCUUACAAUAUUUCAUGCUGCAUGCAUGAGAUUCAAGAGCUUCUUUGACGACAGGAAUUGUUAUUUUGCAUGUAAAUGUGUCUUACCUGAAAAUGAGAAUCUUUAUAUAAUGCUUUUUUUUUAUGCAACAGCUAUCUGAAGCCUUGAUUGGUGUAACAUUCUUUGUUUGGUUUUGAAAUAAGCUUUGAAGUUUGAAAUGAAAAUAAAUGGUCAGUGUCA